Molecule: messenger RNA, 1113 nt
Organism: Micropterus dolomieu (smallmouth bass)
Lineage: Eukaryota; Metazoa; Chordata; Actinopteri; Centrarchiformes; Centrarchidae
Product: prolactin-releasing peptide receptor-like
Exons: 2
Coding region: 1-1080 (359 amino acids)
Biological process (GO): G protein-coupled receptor signaling pathway
Cellular component (GO): plasma membrane; neuron projection
Molecular function (GO): neuropeptide Y receptor activity; neuropeptide binding
Source: RefSeq, a predicted model, not a curated record
AUGGAGGGUAAUCACAGUGGUUUGGCUGGAAGCACACAGCUGUCUGUGUCAGGAGAACAGAAAGACGGACACAUUUAUGAGGUUGCGGUGCAGAACAACUCCACCAACCGCAGCUCCCAGUUUGCAGAUGUGGCUCUGCUGCAGACGUUCAAAUCCCUCAUCAUCCCCUGUUAUGUGCUCGUUGUGGUGGUGGGAGUCUUUGGGAAUUACCUGCUCCUCUAUGUCAUCUGCCGAACCCGCAAGAUGCACAAUGUCACCAACUUCUUCAUUGGAAACCUGGCCUUUUCUGACAUGCUCAUGUGUGUGACCUGCGUCCCUUUCACUCUUGCCUACGCCUUCAACCCACAUGGCUGGGUUUUUGGCCGCUUGAUGUGUUAUCUGGUGUUCCUCAUUCAACCGGUCACAGUCUAUGUUUCAGUCUUCACGCUCACUGCCAUUGCUGUGGACAGAUAUUAUGCGACAGUUCAUCCCUUAAAGAAGCGUACAACUGUGGCUACCUGUGCCUCCGUUCUCACUGGCAUCUGGUUGCUGUCAUGUGGGCUGGUUGCUCCAGCCAUCACCCACACCUACCACGUCGAGUUCAAAGAUGAAGGCUUCACCAUCUGUGAGGAAUUCUGGUUGGGUCAAGAGAAAGAAAGACGUGCUUAUGCAUACAGCACCCUGCUGGUCACGUAUGUCCUGCCACUCUCAGCUGUCUUUGUCUCUUAUCUCUGUAUCACUGUCAAACUGAGGAACUGUGUUGCACCCGGCCACAGGACACAAGACCAGGCAGGUGCUCAACAAGCUCGUAAGAGAAAGAUCUUUCGCUUGGUUGCACUCUUGGUGUCUGCCUUUGCGGUGUGUUGGCUUCCUAUUCAUGUAUUCAAUGUGCUGCGAGACAUAGACAUUCACCUCAUUAACAAGCGCUACUUUUUACUUAUCCAACUGCUGUGCCACCUGUGUGCCAUGAGCUCAUCUUGUUGUAACCCCUUCCUCUAUGCAUGGCUACACGACCGCUUCCGCACCGAAUUAUGGAAGAUGGUCAAGUGCCGUCAUCGCAUUGGAGUGCCUGCCAAUAACUGUGCCAGUGUGGUCUUGUAAUCACCUGGUGAAGAGAAUCCUUUGUCGUUAUCU